Molecule: messenger RNA, 4970 nt
Organism: Plectropomus leopardus (leopard coralgrouper)
Lineage: Eukaryota; Metazoa; Chordata; Actinopteri; Perciformes; Serranidae
Gene: trpc4apa
Product: transient receptor potential cation channel, subfamily C, member 4 associated protein a
Biological process (GO): ubiquitin-dependent protein catabolic process
Cellular component (GO): Cul4A-RING E3 ubiquitin ligase complex
Molecular function (GO): phosphatase binding
Source: RefSeq, a predicted model, not a curated record
UUCAGGAAGAAGAAAUAAUGGCGACGCUUCUGGGGUCCGAGUCCCCCUGUAUUGGAGGAAAACGGAGACAUUGCAGCAGCAAUAUCGUCACGAAGAUCACAGCUAGUAAAAUCACUGGUCAGAGUUUCAGCCGAGGGACGCAGCUCCCAGGAGGCCUGCUCCAGGAGAGAGAUAAACGGGCUAAGUGGCAUGGCAUCCCUACUCUGUUGCAGAGGCUCUAUGAGAGCAGUCAUCCCAACAGUGACCUCUCCCAUGCCCACAGCUUUCUUAAGGUAUUAUCAUCGCAGCUCUCCAUGGAGGCCAUGUCUUUUGUCACGGAGGACAGGAAGACCGCUCAGGAAUCCACCUUCCCCAACACAUACACCUUUGACCUCUUUGGUGGAGUCGAUCUGCUUGUGGAGAUCUUGAUGAGACCCACAUUAACUAUGCAGAAGAAAAAACCCAAUAUGAAUGAUGACCUGGUCAAGGACUGCCUUAGUGUUCUCUACAACUGUUGUAUAUGUACGGAGGGCGUCACAAAAAGCCUGGCAGCAAGGGAUGACUUUGUUCUGUUUCUCUUCACCCUGAUGACAAACAAGAAGACCUUUCUACAGACUGCUACCCUAAUUGAAGAUAUUCUUGGAGUGAAAAAGGAGAUGAUCCAGUUAGAGGGCAUCCCCAACCUAUCGGGUCUGGUCCAAAGCUUUGACCAACAACAGCUAGCCAACUUCUGUCGCAUCCUUUCCGUCACCAUCUCAGAACCUGAUGUAGGAAACGACGACAAGCACACCCUGCUGGCCAAAAACGCACAGCAGAAACGCAAUGCUAGCCCCUCUCGUGCAGAGGUCAACCAGGUAACCCUGCUGAACAUCCCUGGCUUCAUUGAGCGACUGUGUAAGCUGGCCACCAGAAAGGUGUCAGAGGCCACAGGAGCUAACUUCCUGCAGGAGCUGGAGGACUGGUACACAUGGCUGGACAAUGCUCUGGUCCUGGACGCCCUCAUGCAGAUGGCUACUGAGGAGGCUGAACAAAGUACAGAGUCGUCGGAUGAGAGUUCCCUCGCCACCAGUCCUCUGAGACAUCGCCUGCCUCAGUCCAUGAAGAUUGUCCAUGAGAUCAUGUAUAAAGUGGAGGUGCUUUAUGUGCUGUGUGUCCUUCUUAUGGGCCGACAGAGGAACCAGGUCCACAAGAUGCUGGCUGAGUUCCGUCUCAUCCCGGGGCUCAAUAACCUGUUUGACAAGCUGAUCUGGAGGAAAUACACUGCCUCAAAUCAUGUGGUCCAUGGACAGAAUGAGAACUGCGACUGUAGUCCUGAAAUAUCCUUCAAAAUCCAGUUUUUGCGGCUACUUCAGAGUUUCAGUGAUCACCAUGAGAACAAAUACCUACUGCUGAACAGCCAGGAGCUGAAUGAACUUAGUGCCAUAUCCAUGAAGGCUAACAUCCCUGAGGUAGAAGCACUGGUCAACACAGACAGAAGCUUAGUGUGCGAUGGGAAGAAGGGCCUCCUCACACGCCUCCUCACGGUCAUGAAGAGGGAACCUCCAGACUCGUCAUUCAGAUUCUGGCAAGCAAGAGCAGUGGAAAGUUUUCUCAGAGGAGCCACCUCUUAUGCAGACCAAAUGUUCCUCUUGAAGAGGGGACUACUAGAGCACAUCCUGUUUUGCAUCAUAGACAGUGGCUGCACAUCUCGAGAUGUCCUACAGAGCUACUUUGAUCUGCUCGGAGAGCUCAUGAAGUUCAACAUUGAUGCCUUCAAAAGAUUCAACAAAUAUGUCAACACUCCAGAGAAGUUUCAGACCUUCCUGACGCAGAUCAACAGUUCCCUGGUGGACUCCAACAUGCUGGUGCGCUGCAUCGUCCUUUCAUUGGACCGCUUUGAGAGCCAGACCGAAGAUGUCAAAGUGGUGGAGGUACUCUCUGAAUGCUGUCUGCUGUCCUACAUGGCCAGAGUUGAGAACAGGCUUUCCUUCCUCUUCAGACUGAUCAACAUCAUCAACGUACAGACUCUCACACAGGAGAAUGUGAGCUGUUUAAACACCAGUUUGGUGAUCUUGAUGCUGGCCAGAAGAAAGGCUAAACUGCCCUUCUACCUCAAUGCCCUGCGAGAGAAGGAGUACGCUGAGAAGUACCCAGGCUGCCUGCUCAACAACUUCCACAACCUACUGCGCUUCUGGCAGCGCCACUACCUCAAUAAGGACAAAGACAGCACCUGUCUGGAGAAUAGCUCCUGUAUCCCCUUCAGCUACUGGAAGGAGACGGUGUCGGUGCUGCUGGGCUCGGACAGGACUUCUCUGUGUGCCAUAGCGAGCUACAUUGACGAGCCCUUCAUGGAUCUGGACAGAGACCUGCUGGAAGAUUGACCUCCAGUGUGUGCACUGGGUGUGCUGGGGGUGGGACAGGGCAAAGGAUCACAGGGAGCAUGGACACCUGAAGCUGGUGAUGACUCUUUGGAGCUAAGCCGUCCAGGCGCUUUUGUGACUGCGUUCUGGAUGUAAGACUCCUCCGUUUGCUGUCUGUCACACUGAGGCCGUCGUCACAGAUGUAAUGGGAUGUGAAUUUGCCUGGCUGUCAUCUUCUCUCUAAGUCCUCUUCUUCAAAGUAAGAGAGGGGCCGUGUUCGCCCACCCCGGUGCGCCCACAUCGUUCAACAGACAAUUUAAGGGACCUUGUGAAAUGACACCUGCAUUGGUUGUUUGCUUUAGGUGAAAUUCAAAUAGAGCCUUUUAUAUAACCUAUACAAAAUUCUAUGAAAAAAUAUGUAUGAUUCAACAAAGUAUAUGUUAGAAAAAAACGAUUCUUUUCACGCGGACUUGGUUUGGGAUAUGGCCACAUGGUAAAUCAUUGUGCAGGUCAGUGGUGCAUCACAGGGCUGCCAGGAGUCAGCGGCCUCACUCUCCCACUACCUAAAUACUCUCUGCUGACUCCGCUCCACUGCCUGACCUGUAGGGAAUUUUUUGCAGGGGUCUUCUAAACGGACAGCAUUUUGAUUUAACCCGUCUGUGGGUCUACUUUAUUAGGUGGCGAUUGUUGAUUGGUGCUUUCUGGCCCUACUCGACACAUUUAGGUAGCUUGUGGGCUGGCUGUUUCAAAAAUCACAUGGGGCUCCUCUCACCGAAAACCAUCUGCUCUCUUCGUGGCUUCAGAAGCUUCACCCAGGGACUUGUUUUCCUUAUUUUUUUGUUGAUUUACUUUUGACUUGUUGAAAAACAACAGCUUUUAGCUCUGGAUAAGACUGUAGAAUAAAACAUUGCACAGAUUAAAUUGUUUUAUUGUUUAUUAUAUUUUAACACAUUUGUUGAUUAAAAGCAUUUUUCAUUUUGUAACAGAAUUUGUAUCCAUGUCAUGAGAGAUGCUUUGGGAAGAGAAAAUAAACUAUGCAGGCGCUAGUGUUAUUAAGAUACCACUCUCAUUGUUCCAGUAGAAGUUGAAUUAGCCUUCUGCCAAACAUCAUCAGCAUCAGAUUGAAGGUUUUUGUCAAAAUCCCAGACUCCAUGCUGACACUGACAAUCUCUCUGUGUGACAGCUCUUUUUGCAAGGCACCACUUGAUCUUUACUCUGGAGAAAGAUGAUGCUGAUGAUGUGUCCACGGCCUGAGUGUGCAGCUGAAGGUGCGGAGCUAAACAGAUAUUCGUCUGAUAUUACUCAACCCCAAGAUAAGUACAAAAAGAUGAGCUACCUCAUAUUUUACCCUUACACAGAUCAAACCACUCCCAAUGACAAGUGUACAGUUUUACUCCCAGCAUGUCAUGGCUCAUAAUACAUGUUCAUGUGAAUGUAUAAGGGCAUUUCUACAGUUGGCCCCUGAUGCCAUGAGUUACUAGUGCUAUGCCGCCUUUUGGGAUGCAAACACAGACGUCCUUUACACUUUAAAAGCCUUUUAUUUGCUUUAAAGCUAAUUAACCAGAAAUGUGUUUUUGUUCUAGUUUUCAUUCAGCAUGUCUUAAAUUUCUCAAUGGGUGUUGCACAUACUCUGAAUUAGUUCAUCUUGUGCUUUGCAGUGACGUUAACACACUUUACAAGUGCUUCUCGCUUAGAAAUUCUCAGUUUCUUUGCCGGAUGGAUGCUCGAGAUAAUAGCUAUGAUAGUGUGAUUUGACACAGGGUACUUCUGCAGUGGUAUCACAUUCUUAGUACUAAGCGUGUGUUAUCAUUGACCCAAAUCUCCUCUCAUCACUCCAGUCAUCCAUCACGGAAGUCAAUCAGGCUAUCGGUUUAAAAACAUGAAUGUUGUGAGCGCUCUAUACACAAUCUGACUUCUGUAGCUUUGUGACUCUUUUUAGAGCGAGUGAUCCCUCUGUAUGAUGCACAAGAGAACUGGUUCUCAACACUUAAUGCUGUAUGUGGUGUGAUGCUCCUAGUAGGCCUUAGAUUUCAGUCCUUAGUUUGUAUAGAAAAUGGUGAAAUGUUAUCCCAUUGGCCAAGAACAUGCUGCACAGUGUUAAACAUAACACUAUUUGGUUUUUAUUUUAGAUCCCUUUUGACUUUUAUUAGCUGGAGAUUUAUGUGAUGUUUGGCAUGAUGAGGAUAUUAUUAGAUAUAUUUUGCAUCCACUCUUAAAUUCACAUUUAAGACUUAGACCAUGUGGUGCUUUUUUUUAAUCAAAUGAUUGUCUCACUUCACCAUGAUAGACAGCAACUACACUUUGAACAGCCUUUAAGAGAUGCUGACAGUGGAUCAUAUUCAUGGUGUAAAAUUUAAAUCCAUUUAAGAUAACAGCCCAUGAUUUUUUUCAUUUGUUGGCAUUAAAUAAUGCAUAAAAUUUCACACGAUUGUGUUUAAAAAUUCACCUCGGCACACUUCAGUCUUAAUAUCUUUAACCUUCUUUGACCAUCGAAAAGAAACUAAAUUCAUGUUUUAGUUUCACAUUCUACUAUAACGACUUGUGUAACUUUCAAUCACAUGUUCCUCCUCUAAUGCUGGUAUGAACUUAAUUUUCCUUAUUUAACAGCUGUUUGUCAAAUUAAUAAUAUAAUAAAUCUUUCUUUAGACCUUC